This is a messenger RNA of Paramuricea clavata, 7279 nucleotides long. The record is from the annotation of a GenBank genome assembly. NCBI's taxonomy places the organism in Eukaryota, Metazoa, Cnidaria, Anthozoa, Malacalcyonacea, Plexauridae.
AUGGGUCAUGUCACUGCAGACUGGACACCACUUGGUGAAGUCUUUUACAGGUAAAUUGCUCUCAUAAAAAAACUAUGGUAAUUUUUAAUAUGACAAUGGUUGAUUUAUACCGAGAUGGUAGAGUUGUAAGAAAUUGCAGGAAUCACUGAGUAUUUUAAUUAAAUACAAAACAAUAGUAACCCUGAAAAUAGUAAAAUUUUGAAAUUGUUUAUUCAACAUUUCAGCUAGAUCAUGCAUAUAUCAGGACUUUGUCAUUGUCAAGAAUGAAAUACUUUCAGUCAUCAUCGUUCAUUCCUAAUUAAUGAGUAAUGAUGACCAAAAUCUAGUCAAAAUGUUGAAAAAAAAAUUCCUGAUGAUGAUUAAAAUCUAAAAAUGCAGAUCUUCUGCCUGGAACAUUUUCCAUGCACAUUUAAUACAAAAACCACAGUCUGGCAGACUGGCAGAGUGAUCUUAGGAAAAACCUAUUGUCUGUUAGAUUAUUCCUUUCUGUAUAUAAAACAAGACGCCUGCUCAGGUGUUCACACUGGCCUGAAAAUGGCAAUUUUCAUGGUAGGGUGUAAUGUGUAGUAGAGAAUUCGAAGUAGACAGGGAUACAGGAGCUAGGUUCGGACCAUAUAAAUACAACCAAUAAAUACAAUCAUGAUCAGCAACUAUCUGCCAUAAUAUACCAAGACGCCGGCUCAGGCAUACCCCCGGCUACGGGCAACUCAACCUGACAAGCCAGGCCCACUGUAAACCAUAGACGGAUUUUGUGGGGGUGCAGGGGGGUGCUACCCCCCAAUAUUAGCUAUAACCACCCCAAACAAAAUGGCCACCCCUCCAAAAAAAUUUUCAACCCCCCCAAUAUUCGGCAUAAUAAAAAAUAAUUAAAUAGUCCACUCCAACGUGCAGAGUGUUGAUGAUACUAAAUAAACGUAGGAGUACACUACAGUGCAAUACUAAUCGCUCCUUGCUUGCAUUCACUGGUAAAUUGUAAAGUUUCGAAACUCUAUUAUCUCCCCUGAAUAGAGUUUGCAGUGCCUUGUCAUGCAAAUAGCUUGCUUGCAAGGAACGUUUGGAAUUUUUACGAAAAUUAUUUUUAGUUUUAAAUUCUUUUAGGAAAUAGACUUGCCUAGAUUUAAUCUUUAUGCCCCAAAUAUUAUUUACAUCAGAGUUGCAUCAUAAAUUGUACUUGGAUUUGACACAAUGUCAAUGACUUUAUAAAAGUAAAAACAUAUUGUGUAUUGGCCUAUUGGGUUUACACUUUUACAGGUUCAUUUAACUUUAACUCUCUCAAGUCUCAACAGACAAUCGGACAUGCCAAAUCCAUUGAUAUGACAACUUCAAAAAACUUUUUUUCGAAGCUAGAAAUCAUGAUUUUUUUCAAAUUUCACCAGGGAUACUUUGUUUUCUGCUCUCUAGACUCCCCCUCGCGGCGCUAGUGCUCCACCCCUAGAAUAUAGACUUUACUGGGGUUUGGUGAUACUUUGUGUUGAUUCAGUCACCUGCUCACCCCCCCCCCCCCUAAAAUUUCUGGCACCACCCCAGUAAUAAAUAUGAAAAUCCGUCUAUGGCUACAUGACAGGGGUGUGAAUAUUUUCACGAAACGUUUGUUCGCCACGAUUCGAGCAAGGAGAGUUGGAAAGUUGGUUUGUUAAGCUUAGCUAACUAGCUAGCUAUUAUUCUAAGAUAAUUCUCAAGACUUAUUGAAGGACUGUUAUCCGUUUGUUCUCUAGGUAAUAUACUUCUUGUUGGCAAUGGAUCUCUCUGUGGUGAAGUAAAGAUCACAGAUUUUGGUUUAAGUAAAAUAAUUGAGACAGAUGACGACAGCAUGGAGUUGACGUCACAAGGUGCUGGGACAUACUGGUAUCUUCCACCUGAAUGUUUUGUUGUCAGUAAAGAACCACCAAAGAUUUCGUCCAAGGUGAGUUCUGAUAAAGAGUUUUAGACUACAACUACACCAAUUGUAGUGUGCAGAAAGGGGGGUUCUGUACCGGGACAUCAUAGAGCUCCACCCCAUCGGCAGUGGUUUGGAUCGGCUGGUACACAUCCAUGACGUAAACAUGGUCAGAUUCCAUGGGUCGGGUGGAGCAGUAGAACUCCAUCCAUGACAUCAACAGAGUUCAUGGGUAGAGCGCAUGUGUAGAGCGACGGUCUAGAAGGCCGAAGAUGCGAGUUCGAUGCCGCAUUAGACUUUUUCGUUGUACUCUGCAGUGUCGGAACAAAGUUAGUACUUGCAGCCAUCAACCUUUCCAACCCAUGAAUUACUCGCACUCUUAAUCCUCCACUGUGCUCGCCAUCACAUGAUUAUCUAUACUUAUCCACGCAGCGACCGGGAAAUACUGAUACGAUACAAAAAUUUAACCAAAGAAACUAAGGUUUGAUGUAAACAGGUUGUACAGAUGUUUACUUUUACAGGUUGAUGUUUGGUCAAUUGGUGUUAUUUUCUAUCAAAUGUUAUACGGCAAAAAGGUAUGUAAAACUGUAAAACGACUGCCUCUUACGCAGGCGUUUUGGUUUGCUAGGGCGCUUAUAUACUUCUGUGAUAUAAACUCGAACGGUCUGCUACCGUAGGUAAUGUUCGGGUAGUUGAAUACCUUUCAGUCCGCAUCUUUCCAGCUUAUAUACUUACAUAUCUGCAGGGCGCUUACAGCAAAGAUGCGAUGUGUCAAAAAUAGAAAAAGCACAUGAUGCAUGCAUAGGAACAAGUCAAUGCAGCCAACGGUCGAUUUUAUGUAAUUUAUUGCCAGUAACGAAAUAAAAUAAGCAAAAACAACAAGACUUGGUACACAGUUUUACGUUAAUAAGCCAGUUGCAGACAAGCAAGUUUUUAUGACAAGUUUUCAUCUGGCAAGUUUUAUUUCCUUAUUGCGCGUGUGUACGUACACGAAUUUUCUGUGACAAGAUUUCAGUUUUCUGGCCGCCAUACCACUGAUAAUAUACUUUUUCUGGCCGCUACUUCAACAAUAGAUCGCUAUCAACCGCAUCUAAGUGCAAGUGUUUUGUCAAUUUACUUUAUGUAAUUUUCUUAGUUGACCCUUGGUAAUGUUGCUGUGUUUUCGGUAUAUAUAAACAUGAUCGUAUACGAAUUUAAUUAGAGAUGCAUAUUUGGGGUAAUGGUGCUGUGUUAACGACGUUUAAUAUAUACGAGCAAAAUUUGUACUUUGCAUGCAAAAGAAAACGUGCCAUUUGAAAACUUGUCAUAGGAAACAUGGUCAUCUGUAACCUUUAGUGUUGGGUUGUGGGACAAGUGAAGGGUUAGGAUCAGGAUUGUACGGAUUAGGGAUAACUUUUAUCAACUUUACCUUUUAUCUCAACAAAUAUACAUUGAUUAACUUUAAGAAUUCAACGUUAUGGUCAGCGGGACAGGAAUCCCAUAUUAAGACCAACUAUAUUAGGAGUAAGAAAUCGGUGUAUUUAAAUAGUGAUUGUUAACAUAGAAAUCGACCAAUAUAUACGAUUACACAAUACUUGGAUAAUGUAUUGAUGCAAUGAAGAUUUAUUUCUUUGAGAUAUCACUACUUUUAUAUGUUAUUAACUGGCUGUCUUAAACACCCCACUUGUCUAGUUAUCCUCGUAUCCUGAGACCCUGGGUACGAGGUUGUUGUCUAUUGUAGACUAAUAUUUAUGCUGUCGUUUUAAUAAUGACUACAGUAAAAGUAUACGAUCAAGCAAAAACCUAGUUGGACUAGCGUGUUUUAAACUAAGUAAAUGGUAAAGAUAAGAAAAUCAAGUCCGUAAAUGUGUUCCAAAAAUACCGUUUCCGAGUCCCGUAUCAGCGUCCACAAUUUGUGUCCAGAUAUUUUGAAAAUCUGUUGACAAAAUGAUGAGAGUUAUUUAAGAAAAGUCGAUAUCGACCAUAUUGACGUCGAUAAGCUCUGGUCCAUCUCUUCGCGUCCUUUAAAAGACAUUUGCUCUCGCCCUUUCUGCUCCGACGCCACUUGAUCUUGCAACUGUCUAGAGGGCGGUACAUGUAGUACGUGCGCUUUAUGCCCCAUUCGAAAAUGGUGCCCCGGAAAAGCAGCAGACUGUGACGAGGUUUCAAUGUGUUUAUAUUGGUGGCACGUUUACCCUUUAUUGUAGCCCAGAGACUCAUGUCGCCGUAAAAAUACUCACUGGACUUGGCUAUAGGGAAUAUGUAGAAACAAGAUAAAUUGUUCAUUCUAAAGUAGAUGUCAUUAUGGCGUAUUUUCAUUCCGGUGGGAUUCAAGAAGGGCCAAAAAUUUACUGGGCAAUACUGAUCUAUUUAAUGGUGGACUCUCCUGUUGAAUGAACUAUGCCUAAUUAACUUAAUAUACUUUUUAACUUAUUUUUUAUGUUUGUAAGAAGGGCACAUAUUGAUAGCAGUGUUUUAUACACUGAAAUGUUUUACCCUCUGUUAAAUCUCUCUAAUAAUAGUAGCACAAGCUUCCGCAUUAUCUCCAAUGUGUUGAUUGUUUUACGUCAGUUUGGUUUCCUUUCUUUGAGAUUCAAUGCACGUUGAUCAGUUGGGUGUACAUGCAGGGAUGUCCAGUACUUUUAGAUUGCCCUUAAGCUUGUCUUUAUAUCUGACUAGGCUUCUUACUCAGAGGUUGUAGUUCACCCUGGUCUAAUAUAUUACCGAAACAGAAACCACUGAGAACGACUGAAUGAAAAUUAGGUAUAAUAAAAAUAAAACGCAAACCUGAAUUGCCCUGGGUUGGUUUUGGAUAAUGGCAUUUGUCCUUGCGACGUCGUGUCCAAAAGAAAGACUCUACCAAAAUACUUUGGAUCAACACCAAAAGUACCAGAGCAGGCAGGAAGGUUGACCGCACCAUGUCUUAUAUAGUGCUUGGAAAUUACAAGAAAAUUUCAUAGAAUUAAAAACAAUUCUAGUAAAAACUAACAAGUCCGAAGAGUAAAUCUAAAAUCCACAAUCUUAAAAUGUGUUUUUUUUUUAACAAAAUAUGAUUAUAAAAUACAAUUUUCAAGCCCUGCGAUUCCAGUACAGCGCUCUAACCAACUGAGCUACAGAAUCCAGUUGCGAAGCUGCUUCAAAAUCUCGAUAUUUACCCAUAUAAAACUUAGUUCUAUUUACUAAACUAGUCUUUUUACUGACAAACCUCUACAUAGCCAUAGGCUCAUAUCAAUGAUAUUAAUAUAGCAGAUACAGUACAUACUCUUUCAGUUCGUGUUUCUUGACUUUUUAAUGGUUGAAAAUCAGUUGGUUACCCUAUAUGACUGGCCCACCACAGAUUCAAAGUAUUUUGUAUCCUCGCACUUCAAGAAUGUUCAUUUUCUACAAACGUCUUGUCUAUUGUGUUAUAUAUUACUACCUUCAGCAUCUUACUGAUAUUUGUACAGACAAUAUUUGCAUAUCCCAAACUAUGUCCAGCGUGUUACUUUCUUCUACAAUAAGCUGUCGCGGUUUGUGUCUGAACUAGUUGAAAAUAAUUCGAUGUUACAAGAGAAUAUAUCCUUCGUUAGAGAGUUCGUUGUGUCUACAAACUCUCCCGAGAUGGAAAUUCGCUCGAAACCGUGUUUAAUCUGUGUCAGGUUGUUCAGACACAAACUGCGGAUGUUUACAUAAUAAAUGACAUAAGUUCUUCCACAAGUUCUUUCAUAAGUGCUUCCACAAGUGGGCUUGUCAAUAAUAUACAACUAACAAAUAUUUUUCUAAAAUCCUGCUACGCACUGAGUCGUCGUGAGUGAAAACAAAAAUCUCUCCAAUUUCGUGUUAAUCCUGACUUUGAAUCUUAACGUUCCACGAUUACACUUCAUAAAUAUGCAUCCCAAAGUUGCUGCGUGGUUGUCUCGUGGGGCACGCGAUAUGAGAGAACAUAAUGAAGUAGAAACAAAGUACUGUUGUUUAUUAAUUAUAAUGUUCAUUUACGAGAACGAGGUUACAGUGACAUAUUUUAAUUGCUCUCUUUAUUUCUAGCCUUUUGGUCACAAUAUGUCCCAGACGGCAAUACUCGAGAAUCACACAAUUUUAAAAGCGACAGAAGUUGAGUUUCCACCCAAACCCAGUGUUAGCAAUGAAGCGAAGGUAAGCAAUGGAUAGAAAUAGGAUAUUUAGGAGUAAAUUACUUUAUUUUCAGUUAACGUAAUAAGCCAAUACACGCUUCCGGAAAGUACAUCACCUUGGCUACAGAGCCUCGUUCUCGUGUUUGAGACGUUAGGCUUCAACUAAUCUCACAUACACGAAAACGAGGCUUUAUAGCCAAGAUGACGUGCUUUCCGGAAGUGUGUAUUCUCGACUGCGCAUCCAAAUGACGCAUUCUGUGGAUAAAUUACAGUUGAACUUCAACAUGUAUAGAAAUUUUAUUGACUCGCUUUAAGUUAGAAAAUACAAUCUUUAUUUCGCUUUACAUAGAGGACAAAAUAUUUAAUGGACAGUUUCAUGGCUAUAAGUGAAACACAAAUCAAUACUUUGCAUAAUAUUUAAUGCUUCCUGUCUCAGCAACAUGUUUUGAUCCACUGCAGAACCGACGCAGAACUCGUUAUUUGGAUGCGCAGUCGAGACUGUUGGCUCAUUCCGUUAUUCCUUUACUUUUUAGUGGGUGUUAGUGGCACAGUGGUUAGCGCACUAGUUCAAGCAGCAAUAAUAAUCUUCUUCAACAACGAGAUCCUUUCUACAACAUUCGAGUUCUUUUAACCAGCGUUUGAACUUUCGUUUAAACCUGGUGACAGGGCACUACCUGGAGAUAAAAAUGUCCUGCAGACCAACGGAGUAUUUUGUGCUAAAUCUGCAUGUGCAUAAACAUAGAGUGUUCUAGCUGACCAUGGUUUUAAAUUCAAGGAAUAGUGUCUGUCAACCAUAUGUUGUUGCGCCCAUGGUAGGACAUGGGGUGUUAAGGUUUUUUUCACAUUUUCAAUGGCAAAUCUUGAUUCAAACAAAUUUCCUGCAGCUGUUUAACAUUUCCUGCGAGCAGUGCUCCCGUGCUCGCCUAUCUUUUCCACCCCUGCCUAGUGAUUUAUUUCAAUACACCAAAAUUAUCCCACCUUCCAUCCCAUCCCGGCAAACCGGGCUUAAGGAAACAGCCCAACACUGAUUGGCUGAGCGAAUUAAACCUUCAAAUGCAUGAUGAAAACAUUGAAGCCUCCAUCCUAGAAUGGACAGUUCUUGUUUUUCAUCCUUGAUAGGACCGUAUUUGAAGUUGCACUGGAUAUAAGAAUAUAGCCUUUUACGUACGAUUGUUUGAUUUUCAACCUGUUUUGUUUCAAUUAGAAUUUCGUUCGUCGAUGUUUGGAAUACAACAAGGACAGUCGAGCUGACGUAUUUGCUAUAGCUGAGGACCUCUAUCUCAAACCUGGAGCAGGGAAAAAGUCGUCCACGUAA